Messenger RNA from Drosophila rhopaloa, 4155 nucleotides. RefSeq lists its product as uncharacterized. The record is from RefSeq and is a predicted model, not a curated record. The transcript has 3 exons. Lineage: Eukaryota; Metazoa; Arthropoda; Insecta; Diptera; Drosophilidae. The coding region runs from base 302 to 3199 and encodes 965 amino acids.
UUCACAACCUGAACCCCCGACGUCGAAUCAAGUCGAUUGUCGAUUCAACUUCUAUUCAACGCAACACAACGCAACGCAAAGAGGCCGCGCAGCCGCAGUCGCCGCUUCAGUCGCUCGGGGAUUACACCUUGCGCUGCGUCUGCGUUUGCGCUUGCGCACUCUACCGAUAUUACGGCCACUGUGGUUUGUUAUUGUUGUCCGCCUCUCGUUUUCGGGCGGCUUAAAAAGUGAAACCACCCACGGAGGUGACCACGCCUGGUGACCCACAGAAUACUCCAACGAGGAGUUCAGAGUCGACGAGAUGCGUCAGCUGUGCGGCAGCGUUUACACCUGGAAUUGUGCCGGCGAGCUUUAUGCCAUCGAGUGUUCCCUGUGCGAGGAGCGGCCCCUGUGCGCCCUCUCCGAAUUCCCGGAGCACAUGGACGUGUGGCACUCCGAUUGGCAGGCACCCGAAGCGGAUCCCGAUGAAGCCACCUCGUCUGGAGCGAUUCCCGAGGAUGAGCUCAUGCAAGAGGUGCUGGCGGAGCAGCGAACCAAUGGCGAGGAUAAUGAACUCAAGCAGCAACUGGUGCUGCAAUUGAAUGCCAUCGAGGAGGAGGUGCUGCCAGGUGAACAAGUGGAACCCUUGGCAGAAGUGGAUGAUGGCAAAGAUCUUCUAAAAACCUCACGAAGUUUAGUUGAGUUUGGACAGACACUGGAUGAACGUCCAGAAACUAGAGAAGAACCUGCAGAGCCCCUACCAGUUCCAGAUUCUACCGUACAGGAGGUAUCGCCUGUUCCGGAGGGCCAGCGACUCACCACCCAGCAUAUGCAUCGCCUGAUCGACCUGUACCGCUUGGAGCCUCGUCUCUGGAACCAGACGCAUGAGCAGUUCCACGACAUGGAGCUGUGCCGCGACUCCUGGCGUCGGAUCACGGAUGCCUGGGGUGCCUACUGCGGCCGGACCUUCAGCGUGACAGACGUGCGGAUCCGGGUGUCUACGCUGUGCCAGCGGUUCCUCAAGCAACGGGAGCGUCUGGAGGCGGAUGGCGAAUUGGAUGACGUCGCCAAGUUCGUGCACUUUGACCAAUUGAGCUUCCUGUGCGAGCAGCAAUCGCUGCUGAAACGGCAACGUCACUACGCCCGCGAGAAUGGCCGACUCCUGGAGCUGUACGAGCAUUAUCCGGUCCUCUGGCACAAUGCCCACAAGCGUGUACGAUGCGCGGAGACCGUGCGCCGGCGGCAGGAUGCCCUGCUGGGCCUCCAGUUGGCACUGAGGCUCUCGGGGAUUAGCCUGUCGCCCGUGGUCAUCCAGCGGCGGUUGCAAUCGCUGCGCAAGCGCUAUCGCCUAGAGAAGAUCAGCUAUCUGCAAAGUGUGGUGGAGGGCAGACAGGCCGAGUUCGUAUCCGGAUUCGAGCACUACGCGGAAAUGGAGUUCCUGCACAAGCACAUCGACCCGUAUGUGUGUGCCGUGUGCGGAAAGAUCUUUGAGAACCUUGUGGGUCACCAAACCCAUGUCCAGAGCGGUUGUGAGGUGAGAAAAAUGGACAAGGAUCAGGGGGUUGUUCAUGGGAUGGAUAAAGGAUCGGAUCAGGGAGUGGAUCAGGAGCUGGAAAAACAGCUAAUGGCGGUGUUGAAUGAGGAAAAGGAGCUGGUUGAAAAGGAAACUCAACAAGCAGUUGAACUUUUGAAGGAGAAGCUUGCGAUACCCGUCAAUCCUGUCACUCAGUUAGAGCAGGUUCUGCCAGCGAAUGGAGAAAUCCCCAAAGAUUCGCAGGAUCCCGAUCCCCUUCUGCCCACCCUGGCUGAGGCCAGUGCCGCUGCUCAGCUGGAAGAUCCCGGCGAACUGGAUGCCACCUUAGAUCCCGUCGAGGAGAACCACACGGAGCAGAGAUCACGCCCUCGUUUGGGUCUGUCAGAAACGCAAGACCUUAUCCGCCUGUACCGAUCCCAUGUGUGCCUGUGGGAUCCCAAUCACCUGGACUACCAUGCCCGCAGACAACGCCGAUCGGCCUGGCAAGCCAUCACGGAGGAGCUGAACUCUAAGACGGGCCUGCGACUCUCCUGGCAGAUGUUGCACCGCAAGAUCACGGACUUUAGCAAGUACUACCGCAAGGAGCGGCAAAGGCAGAUCAUGGAGGAGGACACUUGCUCGCAGUGGAACCUAUUCGAGGAGUUUCGCUUCCUGGACGACGUACUUUCCAUCAACACCGAGAUGCAGAAGACCCUUAACCAGCGGGACAGCAAUCUCAAGAUCAUAGCCGUAUACCAGGGCUAUGCGCAGCUCUGGUGCACCGAUCAUCCGGAUUACACGAAGCGGAGGCAGCGACAGCGGCAACUGGAGUCCCUGUGCACCCGGCUGCAGGAGGAGUGCAACCUGCAGAUGACGGUGGAGCGGCUGAAGAGUCGCCUGAUCGAGUUCCGUUGCCAGUAUCGCCACUGCAAGGAGGCUCGGAUGGAGGCGCUGAAGAAAUCGGAGACGUGGACCCCCAACUACGAGUACUACGAACCGCUGCGCUUCCUCGAGCUCCACGUGGCGCCCUUCCAGUGUCCCCGGUGUCCGGCGUCCUUCAAGCGACGCACGGAUUACCUGCAACACGAGCGGAAUGUCCAUGCCGAGGUGGAAAAGUCCCUGGACGGGGAGUACUACUAUGUGAGGCGGCGCAAGAGCAGGAAAGCCAAGGAGGAGACAGAUGAGCAGCAGAAUGAGGAACUGGCAAACAUUUGUCACAUCUGUGGACUGAAGUUCUCCCUGCGGAACAGUCUUCUGGCCCAUCUGCGUCGUCACCUGGGCCAGAGAACCCACGCCUGCACCGAGUGUCCCAAGAAGUUCUUCAGCUCGACGGCCUUGCGUGGUCCACCAGAGGAGUCACACCAAGGAGCUGCCCUACGUCUGCGAGCACUGUGCCCGGGGAUUCGUGAAUGCCAGCAAGCUGAACCAGCAUGUCAAGCGGCACAAGAACCAGCGGGACUUCCCCUGCAACAGAUGCGAAAAGGCCUUCUAUACGGCCCACGAGAGGGAUCGGCAUAUGCGCGCCCAUCUGAACAUCCGGGACAAGGUGUGUCCCUACUGCUCCCGGGCCUUCGUGGUGGGCAGUGCCUACUACGCCCAUCUCAAUCUCCAUCGCAGCGAGAAACGCUACGCAUGCGCGUCCUGUGGCAAGAGGUUCGCCCAAUAUGCCGGACUCUACAAGCACCGCAGGCGAUGUCUGCCGGUUGAAGUAAUGGAGGAGUGAUCCUUGAGCCUGGCCCCUUCUUCGUGGAUGACUCUUUAACCGCGUAAAAAAAGGGGGUACAAGAAGCACUUUUCUAUUAAUUAGUAGAGGCUGAAAUAAUUAUUGCCUAUUCAGAUAUAAUAUAAAAAUAUUACUAAGUUGUUUUAAAAUACAUAUUUUGAAUAGUUAUUUCGAAUACUCAUUGAUAUUUAUAAAUACUUAUCUGUAUCCUAUCUUUUAAAAUUGUUUAAUACUUUUCAAUAUUAUAGAUAGAGAAUCUACGAUGACUGCAAUAUAAAACACAUACGUCCUGAUAUUUUAAAAUUAUUUGUACGAAAUUAGUAAUUUUAAAUUACCUUAAUUUCUGACUUUAAUAAUUUGGUCUUUAUUUAUUAUGCUUUAUUUUACUAAGUUGUAGAUAAAAUUUCAAAAUUUCGUAUUGUAAUUUGUGUUUCUAUACCCUUGCGGGUAAUAUUAUUUCAGAAAGAAGUUUUAACGAAGUAAUGGAGACAUUUCCGACAAUAUAAACUAAAUAUAUAUAUUCUUGACCAGCAUCAACUGUCGAAAGUCUGUCCCUCCAUUUUUAGUCUCACAGCUUUAAAGCUUUCUGGAUGUAAAAUUACCAAAAGUCUUUUUCUAUUGUAUGUGGUAUAAGUACUAUCCGUAUGGGGCGACUGUAUCGUAUAGCAAUCUUAUAAUUGUUUAUAAAAUUAUUACGACUAUCAACAUAACUUCGCUGUUUCCCAAUUAUAAUUCGGAAUAAUAUAGAUUUUAACGUUUUAAAAAAAUCAUUAAAAAUUUUAACAAAAUCUAUCGACCAUAUUAUAAAGCUGUUUCUAUGGCAUCAAAAAUGUAUAAUUGUCCUUGGACACGUACAUAUGUACGUAUAGAUAUAUAGUUAUUUAAUAUUUUAAAUAACUGCAAGGGUAAACAAACUACGGCUUACCGAUGUUAGCUUCCU